UCCCUCUCUCGACACUCGUCCAUCAUUUUCUCCUUUCCAUUUUGACAAUUUCUAAUUUUUAUUAACAGUUUCUUGAUUGCAAGCCCACACUUAUACAUAGCUCCCAACCUCUCCAGCUCAGAGCUUUCCAUUGCGCGACAAAGCUGUUCUUUUGAAUCCACCCCCCAGGAGCUGGGAAUCUUGAUUUUCAGCUCCUUUUCGUGCCCGAGAGGGAGUUUUCGUAAAUGGCGGCGAUACUAGCUUUGCCCAGCUGCUAUUGCCACAGCAUUGAACUGUCGAAUCUCAGAAGAACAGUAGAGAGCCUCGGCUUCUCGAGCUCUAUUUCUGGUCAAUCGCCUUACUUCGAGAGGAAACAGCCUGUGAGCAAUCUGCCUGUUUCAGGUGGGAAUUUUAGGUUCCAAGUUGAAAUGAGACAAACCGAGUCUCCAUCGAAAUUGGGUACCAAUGGUAGAGCUGUCAAGAUGGUGCCUGCUAGCGAGGUGGUGAAGAGGAAGAACUCGUCGAGUAAUAGAGUUGAGAUGGUGAAUGGGUCUAAGCCGGUCAUAAAUGGAACAAGUAUUGUGAAAAAGGAUUCUGUUCCGAGCCCGAAAAUCAUGAAGAGCAGUAAAGCUCGAGACUCGAAGCAGUUACCGCUGGUCGAGGAGCUGAAGGUUCUUCCCUCGGACGAAGGAUUCAGUUGGGCAAAUGAGAACUAUAAUUCAGUUCAAAGAAGCACGGAUGUCUGGUCCUUUGUCAUAGCUCUGCGUAUUCGUGUUUGGUUGGACAAUGCCCAGUGGGCAUAUUUCGGGAACUUCUCAGAAGAGAAGCAGAAAAACAGACGAAGAAAAACUGCCUCAUGGCUUCGGGAACGUGUGCUUCAGCUUGGUCCUACCUUCAUCAAACUUGGGCAGCAGUCCUCAACAAGAUCAGAUAUUUUGCCACUGGAGUUUGUUGAUGAGCUUGCCAAGUUGCAGGAUAGGGUUCCUGCCUUCUCGCCUAAGAAAGCGAGAGCCUUUAUUGAGAAGGAACUGGGAGCUCCUGUGGAUAUCCUAUUUAAGGAAUUCGAAGAUCAACCUAUUGCUGCAGCUAGUCUUGGUCAGGUACAUCGGGCUGUCCUGCAUAAUGGAGAGAGAGUAGUUGUGAAAGUUCAGAGGCCUGGAUUGAAAAGACUUUUCGAUAUUGAUCUAAAAAACUUAAAGUUGAUUGCCAAGUAUUUUCAAAGAAGCGAAACUCUAGGUGGCCCUACAAGAGACUGGAUCGGUAUUUAUGAGGAAUGUGCCACGAUUUUGUAUCAAGAGAUUGAUUAUAUCAACGAGGGGAAGAACGCUGACAAAUUCAGGAGAAACUUUCGGAACGUAAAGUGGGUCCGAGUACCUCUUGUCUAUUGGGACUACACAGCAUCGAAGGUGUUGACUCUAGAGUAUGUACCAGGUGUUAAGAUUAACCGACUGGAUAUGCUAGAUUCACGCGGUUAUGAUCGAUCUCGAAUUUCUUCACGUGCUAUUGAAGCGUAUUUGAUUCAGAUAUUGAAAACGGGGUUCUUUCACGCCGAUCCACAUCCUGGGAAUCUUGCCAUUGAUGGGAACGAAGCAAUCAUUUAUUAUGACUUUGGUAUGAUGGGGGAGAUAAAGUCUUUCACCCGUGAGAGAUUGCUUGAACUCUUCUAUUCUGUCUACGAGAAAGAUGCCGAAAAGGUCAUGAAAGCCUUGAUAGAUCUCGGAGCUCUGCAGCCCACAGGAGAUUUGUCUGCGGUAAGGAGGUCUGUCCAAUUCUUCUUGGACAACUUAUUGAGCCAAACACUGGAUCAGCAGAAGACCUUUGCUGCAAUUGGAGAAGAUUUGUUCGCGAUAGUACAAGAUCAGCCCUUCAGAUUCCCAUCUACAUUUACCUUCUUCAUGAGGGCAUUUUCAAUACUCGAAGGUAUUGGAUACAUACUCGAUCCCAACUUUUCAUUCGCGAAAAUUGCAGCACCUUAUGCCCGGGAGCUUCUCGAUCUAAAACAGAGACAGAGAACUGGGACACAGCUCGUGCAAGAAAUAAGGAAGCAAGCGGAUGAUGCUACAACAUAUACCGUAACUAUGCCGUACAGAGUCCAAAGGAUAGAAGAGUUUGUGAAUCAACUCGAGGCUGGAGAUUUGAAACUCCGAGUCCGUGUCCUAGAGUCGGAAAGAGCCGCUCGAAAAGCAACGAUACUUCAAAUGGCAACAAUGUACACGGUGUUGGGAGGAACCCUCUUGAAUCUCGGGGUCACCUUCAGCAGUCAGGGCAGCCAAUUCAUCGCAAACGGGUCAUUUGUUGGAGCAGGGGUAUUCUUUAUACUGUUCUUGAGGUCAAUGCAGCGGGUGAAGAUACUCGACAAAUUCGAGAAGAUGAUAUGAUUCCCGGACCUGAAGGCAGCUUACACUUCUCGCUUUGAUGAAACCAAUUCAAAUGUAUGUAGAUAUUGAUCAUGUUAGGCAUAAAAGAGAGGCACGUCAAACUACUAUUAUCUUUUCGAUAUGCAUAUACGAGUUUGUCUGCAUUGUCCCCCUCGCAGGCGAUGGGACAGUGAUAUCUAUACUCUGCCCAUGAUAUGCUUACAGCUUCAAAUUUACAGAACAUUGUAUGGAAACUUCUGUCUGCAUAUAGUGAAAGAAAUCAGAUCCAUUUCUUGAAA
This is a messenger RNA of Punica granatum (pomegranate), 2635 nucleotides long. NCBI's taxonomy places the organism in Eukaryota, Viridiplantae, Streptophyta, Magnoliopsida, Myrtales, Lythraceae. The record is from RefSeq and is a predicted model, not a curated record.